Messenger RNA from Vicia villosa (hairy vetch), 729 nucleotides. Its product is annotated as S-adenosyl-L-methionine:benzoic acid/salicylic acid carboxyl methyltransferase 2-like. The record is from RefSeq and is a predicted model, not a curated record. Gene Ontology annotation, biological process: methylation. Gene Ontology annotation, molecular function: S-adenosylmethionine-dependent methyltransferase activity. Bases 1 to 729 code for a protein of 242 amino acids. Lineage: Eukaryota; Viridiplantae; Streptophyta; Magnoliopsida; Fabales; Fabaceae. The transcript has a single exon.
AUGGAUUUAACACAAGUACUACACAUGAAUGGAGGUGUGGAAGAAGCAAGCUAUGCAAACAACUCCUUAAUUCAGAGAGAGGCCAUUUCUUUGACUACAUCUUGUAGAGUUAAAACCAUAACAAAUUUAUAUUGCAGUUUGAAUCCUAAAAGUUUAGCAAUUGCAGAUUUGGGUUGCUCUGUCGGACCAAACACAUUGUUGGUGACCUCGGAAAUUAUUAAGGUUGUUGAAAAACUUUGUCAAGAGUUGAAUCAUCAAUCUCCCGAAUAUAAGGUUUUUUUGAACGAUUUACCGGGAAAUGACUUCAACAGCAUAUUCAAAUCCCUUGACACUUUCAAAAAAAAGUUACGUGAUGAAAUGGAAACUGAAAUCGGUCCUUGCUACUUCUCUGGUGUUCCUGGUUCCUUUUAUUGCAGAAUUUUUCCUAAUAAGAGUUUGCAUUUUGUUCACUCUUCAUCUGAAGUGAAAUUGGAAGUUGAAACUGAAGGAUCAUUUUCCAUCAAUCAGUUAGAGGUAUUUGGAGUAAAUAUGCAUGCCCUCGAUUCUGAUUUGUCUGAAUUACUCGCAAAAGGUAUAAGGGCUGUGAUUGAACCUUUGUUAAUUAGUCAUUUUAGUGAAGGUGUCACUAAAGAGGUAUUUGACCGCCAUAGAAAAAUAUUAACAUAUGGAAUAUCCAAAGAAAGAACUAAGAUCACAAAUCUUACUGUGACAUUGACUAGGAAAUCAUGA